Drosophila rhopaloa is the source of this 1314-nucleotide messenger RNA. RefSeq lists its product as uncharacterized. The transcript has 3 exons. The record is from RefSeq and is a predicted model, not a curated record. Lineage: Eukaryota; Metazoa; Arthropoda; Insecta; Diptera; Drosophilidae. Bases 21 to 1304 code for a protein of 427 amino acids.
UUCAACUGUGAUAUUUAAAAAUGAGUAAAGACGGCUAUAACCCUGUUCUAACGCGACAAAAUCGCUCGGAAUUGUUUACUUUAGAAGAGUGUAAACAGAUUUUAGUUAAUUUAUUGGCCGAUGAGAAAAAGAAGAGUGUCUUAGUAAAUUUUAAUGUAGUGCCGGCCACUGAACAUGUAGGUUUCUUAGGAGAAUACUUCCACUUGUAUCUCCGUUAUCAGUUGGAUGAUCAGAAAGAUGUGCAAACUUCUCGAUUGUUUGUCAAGUCGGUUAUUUUCCAAAAUGCAAACAUGGAAUUCUAUAUGGAGAAAAUGGGCAUUAUUAAAAAGGAAAUAAAGCUGUAUGAACGGUUGCUGAACGAGCUUAGGAAGUUUUCUCUCCAUGUGUGGUGUGCAAAGUGCUAUUUCACCCGCAACGAUCUGUUUGUAAUGCAAAAUGUGGAGGAUAUGGGUUAUGUGGGCUUGCCUUCAGGAACUCGUUUCCUCAGUGAGAAUCAAUUAACUCCUAUUUUAAAAUCCUUGGCCACCUUGCAUGCGAGUAGUAUUGCCUACGAAAAGCAGCAGGGAAAAACCAUAGGUGUGGAAUUGAGAGAGUGGCUAAAGGAAGUCUCUGUGGAUCCGGAUGUUGAAUGGUAUACUACGGGUUUAAGGGCUGUCUUGGCAGUGGCUGCCACUCAUCCGGAUGUCUUGGAUAAUGCCCAAGCCCAGGAGUUUAUAGCCAAGGAACUACCAAGAUGUUUGGACAGGGUCUACUACAUGGUUAAUCCUUCAGCAAUCCAUAGGAAUGUAUUUGUUCAUCGCGAUGCCUGGGGUGCAAAUGUUUUUUAUCACCAGGAGCAACCUCAAGAGAAAAGAUCCGUGCUAGUGGACUUCCAACUCUGCCGAUAUGCGCCACCUGCUAUGGACUUUCACUUGGUCAGCUAUCUAAAUCUAAAACCCAAAAGUCGUAAAAAGAUGAUCAAUAAUCUCAUCCAAACUUAUUACAAUGCGUUGGCUGAGGAACUCCGAGAAAUGGGUAUUGAUCCCAAAGAAGAGCAACUGAGCAAACAGGAUUUUGAGCAAUCUCUUGAGGACUUUGCUUUAUUUGGAGAGACCUACAACUGCAUAGCAGCCACCAUACUCCAUCUGCCAGAUAAUUAUCUAAAAAGGCUUAAGGAUAACCGCCCCGAGGAGUUUCAUCGGUUCUGCAAUGUAGAUCGCACAGAGAAUGUUCUCCGAUUGAUGAAAGAUCACACAGAAUUCGCUGAUUACAUGUACGAAUGUGUAGGGGAUUUGCUGGCCCUGACAUAUCAUAAACUAAACUGAUUAAACGACU